AUGAGUGCUCAACAAUUGUCCAUCGAUAACGCCGACCUCGAGAAGCUCAACGACAAGGAUCGCCUCGAGCUCCGCCAGUUCCUCGCCAAUGAGCAGCAGCGCUCUCAGAUCCAAGCCCGUACGUACAAUACCGAGGAAGACAUAAUGGGAUACGGAAUCGCUGACGAAAUGUCUUUAGAAACACAUAGCUUGACCCAAAUGUGCUGGACCAAGUGCGUUCCUGGAAACAUCAAGAACCCCAAGCUCGACAAGUCCGAGGAGACAUGUCUCGCCAACUGCGUCGAGCGAUUUCUUGACGUCAACUACCUUACGAUGAAGCACCUCAACGGCAUGCGCAACUAA
Molecule: messenger RNA, 342 nt
Organism: Fusarium fujikuroi IMI 58289
Lineage: Eukaryota; Fungi; Ascomycota; Sordariomycetes; Hypocreales; Nectriaceae
Product: probable mitochondrial import inner membrane translocase subunit TIM8
Exons: 1
Coding region: 1-342 (113 amino acids)
Source: RefSeq, a predicted model, not a curated record